CGCGGCAGUCGGCAGUCGGCGAGGCAUGCAGGAGCAGGACGAGGAGGUGCGCGGCCCGCUCGCCAGGGCGCUCUACCGGCAGUCGUCGCUGGAGACGCCCGUCAGCGCGCUCCCGCCGCCCUGCGACUCCUCGGAGGAGGAGGAGGAGGAGGAGGAGGAGGAGCACGCCCCGCGCGUCGUGCAUGUGCUGGAGAAGGCGAGGCCCAGCUCUGAGGCGGCGUGGGACCGCCCGGGCUCCCCGCAGCCCGCCACGAGGCCGUCCAGGCGGGAGGGCGCCGCCGAGUCUGUCGGCACCAUGAAGGUUAUAGGUUUCGUGCCUGUAAACAUGGCGUCUCCGAGGCCGAAGUCCCCGAGGCCUCCCGUGUCAGCUAAGAAAGAUGAAAAGGAAGAGUCCAUUUGGGAAAAGAUUGGCACUUUGGGCAGGAAGAAACGAAUUAAAGAAGUACAAGAAGUGCAGGAGGAGGGAAAACAUGCUAUUGACUCGCCUGGCAGUCCCACCGCCCCAGACUUGCCUCCGGAGGACUACGACUUAGAGGAAAAUGAAGAGAGGUCCAUGAUUGAACCUCGGUCAUUCGAAGAUCCAAAACUCAAAGAACUCAUUGCUGUGCUGAUUGAAUGGAUAAAUGAUGAAUUGGCAAAUCAGAGGAUUAUCGUUAAAGAUAUAGAUGAAGAUUUGUAUGAUGGGCAAGUUCUUCAGAAAUUGUUGGAAAAGCUGACAGGAGAUAAGUUGGAUGUUCCAGAAGUGACACAGUCUGAAGAAGGUCAGAAACAGAAACUUGGAAUAGUUCUUCAAGCUGCGAAUAGGGUUCUAGGUCCACAGCGUUGGUCACAGCAAAAGUGGAGUGUGGAAAGUGUACAUUCAAAGAAUGUUGUGGCUAUUCUGCAUCUGCUGGUAGCCCUUGCUCGUCAUUUUCGGGCUCCGGUACGCCUGCCUGAGAACGUGGCUGUCGGUGUCGUCGUGGUGCAGAAACGAGAUGGAUCACUAAGCCACAGAACUGUAUUAGAGGAGAUAACAUCCACCUAUGAUGAUCUUGGAAUGAGAUGUGAGAGAGAUGCAUUUGAUACAUUGUUCGAUCAUGCUCCUGACAAGCUUCAAGUUGUUAAGAAGUCACUGGUGACGUUCGUGAACAAGCACCUGAACAAGGUGAACCUGGAGGUGACGGACCUGGACUCGCAGUUCCACGAUGGAGUGUACCUCACGCUUCUCAUGGGCCUGCUGGAGGGGUUCUUCGUGCCGCUGUACAGCUUCCACCUGACGCCGCACGACUUCGACCAGAAGGUCCACAACGUCAGCUUCGCCUUCGAGCUGAUGCAGGACGUGGGGCUCGCCAAGCCCAAGGCCAGGCCCGAAGAUAUUGUGAACUUGGAUUUAAAGUCAACACUUCGUGUUCUGUACAACCUCUUUACCAAGUACAAAAACAUCAGUUAACAAGUAACUGCCUUAUUUGUUUUACCAUCAAAGAAUCUCUAUAUUUUUGCUAUAAUGUGUUUAUCCUCUUGUUUAUGAAGCAAAGUGCCAUUAUUAAUGUAUAGUAUAAGCUGUUGAAUGCAUGAGUUUGUAUAUUAUAGUUUUUCAAAAUAUUUCUUGUAUUCCUAAUGCAUUAUUUAAAAAAUAUGUAGUUUAUAAUUUUUUUAAAAAUAUUUUAUAUAAGUGUUCACAUUUAUGAUUAUACAUACACGUAUCUGAAGCUUACAGUAUACAGUAAGUAGUUAAGUUAGACUUGCUUCUCUCUGGUUUAUAUUUUAAUUGAGACCUACAUUAUGUGACUUCGUGAAAACCCAUGACUUCCUUUAAAUGUAAUAAAAAAUAGCAUAAUCAUAGAAUGGAUGCCAUAUUAGUUAUUACAUUAAAUGAAAAAUGCAUCACACUUUGGCUAUUGCCCUUCCGAAUGAUUGAGCCUGAAAGAAUACAGUAGCAACAUGUAGAGGUGUUCUGCAAAAGUUUGUUAGUGUACUAUCAUGUGAACACUGCAGCUUUUGGCCAUGUUUAAGCACAUGAAAUAUUUUGUGAAUUUUAAUGUAUUUAAUGAAUGAUUAUUGUCCCGACUGCUUGUCACUGUUUAGUCUCUCUUGUGUUUCACUCCUGUCAUUCCUCUUAUCCAAGUGGGAUUGGAUUUUUUUUUUUUUAGAUAUACUCACACUCGGUCAGAUUUUCUUCAGAGAAAUAGCAUGUGUAAAAUUAGUUUAUUUUUGCAGUACACCAAAACAAAUGUGAACAGAUUCAGUAAAACCUGUGUUUGAGCCCUUUUUUAUUAUUUUAGUCUUAGUGUAUUCAAAUAGCCAGCAUAGGGAUAGAAGCUUUGUAACAUGUCUUAUUAUGUUAUUUCAUAACAUGACUACUAUGUAUAGUGCUUUUUAGUUAAGUUGUGCAAAAAAGUUGUUUAAAUUGAUUUGGAGGGGAUGAAGAAAAAUCUAAAACUUUCAAGAGGUGAGAAUUCUGUUACAAAGAGGUUUGUGUAAACUUGUUUAUUUUUGUUUUUAUCCAACCCCUCUAUCAAAUUUAUGUACUAAUAGCAUGUCAUUUUGAAUGCCAAAUUUUAAAAUUGGUGUUUGCAUGCAAAACUUGGCAUGUGUUAAUGACCAGACUUUUAUCCUAGUAAAAUAAUGUAGGAUAUCCUAAUUUUGAUUUGCAUUUACUAUGAACUACAGAUACGAGAUAGGUGCACUAAUUUCCAAUUUUUACUGUAAGCUACUAUAAGUUGUAAUUUUUAAAAUAAAAAUGUUUUAAUUUA
Bacillus rossius redtenbacheri is the source of this 2732-nucleotide messenger RNA. RefSeq names its product beta-parvin (gene parvin). Lineage: Eukaryota; Metazoa; Arthropoda; Insecta; Phasmatodea; Bacillidae. The record is from RefSeq and is a predicted model, not a curated record. Bases 26 to 1429 code for a protein of 467 amino acids. Gene Ontology annotation, cellular component: cytoplasm; actin cytoskeleton; focal adhesion. Gene Ontology annotation, molecular function: actin binding. Gene Ontology annotation, biological process: cell projection assembly; substrate adhesion-dependent cell spreading; establishment or maintenance of cell polarity. The transcript has 9 exons.